AUGCAGUUCAAACACUCUGUCUGGGCAGUGGCCCCCCUGCUCUUGGAUUUACUUCCUUUAGUAGCCGGAACAACUUGUUCAUCCUCGUCUUCUCCCAAACAACGCAUCGCGAAGUCAAUUCGCAGAUAUACAGGCCCCAACUCAGCGGGUAACUUUAGCAGCAAUGUCUAUCAAACCGAUUUCGACAGUGUCACCUGGGACGAGGAUAACUGGCUCCUGUCAACUACAAAUCUGGAGCAAGGCCAGUUUCAAACAAGAGGUUCUGUCGCAAACGGCUAUUUGGGUAUCAAUGUUGCUAGCGUUGGCCCAUUUUUUGAAGCAGACUCAGCAGACGAUGGCGGCGACGGCAUCAGUGGCUGGCCUCUGUAUUCCAAACGCCAAUCCUUCGCGACCAUCAGCGGGUUCUUUGAUGCCCAGCCAAAUACAAACCAGACUAACUACGAAUGGCUGUCUCAGUAUGGCUGGGAUAGUGUCAUCAGUGGUGUUCCGCACUGGAGUGGCUUAAUUCUGGACCUUGGCGACGACAAUUACCUAGAUGCGACAGUGGAUAAUUCUACCAUCUCCAAUUUCAAUUCAAUCUACGAUUUCAAAUCAGGCGUGCUUACCUGGUCAUAUACAUGGAGCCCUCAGAACGCCGAUGGAUCAUACAACAUCACAUACCGUGUUUUUGCCAACAAACUUAACAUUAAUGAGGCUGUCGUUGAUAUGCAGAUUGUCUCAACAAUCGACACCAAUGCCACAGUGGUAAAUGUUCUUGAUGGUCAAUCUGCCGUCCGAACCGAUUUCGUGGGGUCUGGAGAAGACAGCGGAGCGAUUUACUCUGCUGUUAGCCCUGUAGGCGUUUCCAAUGUUACCGCCUACAUUUAUGCGAACAUCACUGGAAGCCCAGGCGUCGAUCUAUCUUCAAAGAACAUUGCGACAGACAGGCCGUAUGUUAGUUCCAACAACGCGUCGAUUGCCCAAUCUGUGACCGUCAACCUCAAAGCCGGAAAGGUGGCUUAUGUCAGGAAGUUUGUUGGCGGAGCCUCCUCGGACGCAUUUGAUCAGCCACAGCAGGUCGCCAAGAGUGCCUGUUCGAACGCUCUCAGCAAUGGAUAUGCCAAGUCACUUCGCUCACAUGUCACUGAAUGGGCGAGUGUGAUGCCCGAGGACUCCGUCGAUCGAUAUGCAUUUCCAAAUGGUACCCUGCCAGCCGAUACUAUUAUCAUCGACUCUGCAGUGAUUGCCGUCGCGAACACCUACUAUCUACUACAGAAUACCGUCGGAAAUAAUGCGAUCAAUGCUUCAUCGUCAUCUACUUUAAAUACUGACAGUAUUUCCGUUGGUGGAUUGACCUCUGAUUCUUAUGCUGGUCAGGUAUUUUGGGAUGCUGAUCUCUGGAUGCACCCUGGUCUCGCUGCAUCGCAUCCUGAGGCUGCGCAACGCAUUACAAACUACCGAUUGAAACUCUACGGCCAAGCCCAGCAGAAUAUCAACACAUCCUUCGUCGGCUCUCAGAAUCAGACUCAAUUUUCUCCAUCCGCGGCUAUUUACCCGUGGACCAGUGGGCGCUACGGAAACUGUACUGCCACUGGCCCUUGCUGGGAUUAUGAAUACCACUUAAAUGGGGAUAUUGGCUUAACAUUGAUCAAUCAGUGGGUCACUACUGGUGACACUCAGUUCUUCAAAAACAGCCUCUUCCCAAUUUAUGACUCUGUGGCCACUUUAUACGCAGAUCUGUUGAAGCCGAAUGGUUCUUACUGGACUGUUACGAACAUGACUGAUCCGGAUGAGUAUGCAAACCAAGUCGAUGCGGGUGGUUUCACCAUGCCACUCAUUGCCUCAACUCUCGAAAAUGCGAAUAGUUUCCGUCAACAAUUUGGAUUUGAGGAGAACUCAACAUGGGAUAACAUGGCUUCCAAUGUCUUGGUCCUCCGUGAAAAUGGAGUAACCCUCGAGUUUACCACCAUGAAUGGCAGCGCGGUCGUCAAGCAGGCGGAUGUGGUCUUAGAUACAUUCCCUCUCGGAUACACAUCUAAUUACAGCACACAAGACUCACUGGAUGAUUUGGACUAUUAUGCCGCGAAGCAAUCGGCUGAUGGCCCUGCCAUGACCUGGGCCAUCUUCUCUAUCGUGGCGAAUGAUAUGUCUCCGUCCGGAUGUUCAGCCUACACCUACGCCCAGUAUGCUUUCAAGCCAUAUGCCAGGGCCCCAUUCUUCCAGAUGUCCGAACAGCUCAUUGAUAACUCUACAACCAACGGUGGUACCCACCCAGCAUUCCCGUUCCUCACUGGACACGGUGGCUCCAACCAGGUUGUCUUGUAUGGCUACUUGGGACUGCGCCUUGAGCCUGAUGACAUUCUGCACAUCGAUCCCAACUUGCCGCCCCAGAUCCCUUACCUGAAAUAUCGCACAUUUUAUUGGCGCGGGUGGCCCAUUUCUGCCUGGUCCAACUAUACCCACACUACAAUUAGUCGUGCUUGCAGUACUUCUCCACUCGGUACUGCGGACCGUCGCUUUGCGAAGAAGCCUAUCAGUAUCAGCGUUGGCUCUGAAUCAAACUCAACAACAUACCGACUGCCUGUCAAGGGCUCCGUGGUGGUACCCAACCGCCAGAUUGGAUCAACGAACAGCAUUGCAGGAAACCUUGUGCAGUGCCGGCCUGUGGACUCCCUGGAUUCGUACGAGCCAGGCCAGUUCCCGAUCUCAGCCAUUGAUGGUGCUUCGUCCACAAAGUGGCAACCGGCCUUGGCAGCAAACUGGAGCUCUAUCACCGUGUCUCUCGGUAACGAGGCUGGUUCCAUAGUGACCGGUUUCGCGUUCGAGUGGGGCCAGGCGCCUCCUGUCAACGCGACCGUGAUAUUCCACAACGAAAGUCUUCAAGAUGCUGCGGUCGCAUAUUAUCCAUCUAGCGACAAUACAUCUUAUACUGUCGCGACAGCGUUGACAAACAUCACACUCUCAGAUCCUUACAGUGAAGAGACCACCGAUCUCAAUGUCAUUGAGAUCCCCACUGGCAACACCACAAAUGUGACUCUCCCCUCGCCUAUCCGUGCCGCCAAGUUUGCCUCUCUAUUCAUUAUCGGCAACCAGGGUCUUGAUGAGGUUGACGUCCGUCACAAGAACGGAACUGGUGCGACCGUGGCCGAAUGGGCUAUUCUCGGCCAGAGCAACAAUCAGACGUCGGGCGCCCAAAAUAAGCAGAGAAAGCUGGGGGUGCGUGCAGCAAGUCUGACCGAUGAGGGGCUUAUGCGUCGUCGUCGACAGUUCCUCCCUCAGAAUUAG
This is a messenger RNA of Penicillium angulare, 3264 nucleotides long. RefSeq names its product alpha,alpha-trehalase treA (gene treA). Gene Ontology annotation, molecular function: carbohydrate binding; alpha,alpha-trehalase activity. NCBI's taxonomy places the organism in Eukaryota, Fungi, Ascomycota, Eurotiomycetes, Eurotiales, Aspergillaceae. The transcript is spliced from 3 exons. The coding region runs from base 1 to 3264 and encodes 1087 amino acids. The record is from RefSeq and is a predicted model, not a curated record. Gene Ontology annotation, biological process: trehalose catabolic process. Gene Ontology annotation, cellular component: fungal-type cell wall.